This is a messenger RNA of Pseudo-nitzschia multistriata, 469 nucleotides long. The record is from the annotation of a GenBank genome assembly. NCBI's taxonomy places the organism in Eukaryota, Bacillariophyta, Bacillariophyceae, Bacillariales, Bacillariaceae.
CAACAAAAAAGUCCAUUUUCACGAUCAGAGCACGGCAUUCGUCGACCCACCAAACUCACCGUUGCGAUUGGGACGGGUCCCCCUCUGUAUCGCAACACCACCUGCUUCGAAAUGACAAAACUUGCUCCGCUUCUUCGGUUAUUGUGGUUCUUGGUUCGUUGCAUUCUUGUCGGUGCAGCCGCAACGGAAGGCGACGACUUUGCCAUCGCCGGAUACUUGCCCGAUUAUCGCCUCCGAACGUACCUGGAUCAGACGCAGCAGUGGAACGGAAAUUCUAAGAAACCGAAUCCGAAACGCCGGGAUUCUGGAUCGUCUGUCUUUGUCACGGAUCUCGUCCUCUUUUCUCUCCAGCCACACGCCAGGGGAUUCAUCGGGUGCUGCCUGCAGGAAGACCACUACGACUUGGUCGAGGAAUUCCUCAACAGCACCCUCCCGUCCUCGCCGUUUCCGGAAGCCCCGACGACCACCG